AGGAGUGACCAAAUUUAAUGAGUCUCGAGUGCUUCCUCUUCAGAAUACAAGGGUCUCACGCCAUUCUCGAAUUUUAAUGAGACGUGGGCGUUGGGAUACAUGGAGUUUAAAAGGAACUGCUAGAGUCUACUCAAAUAACAAAGACUUUAGAUACUCUAGCCUUCGCCAUCAACUUGGCCACUUGGAAAAUUUGUGUAUUCUCGUCGCAGAAGGAAUCAUUCAAUCGCUCGUACUCAAGCAUCAUGGCAAACGUAUGGUCAAAUAUCUUCAUAUUCGUGUGUGUUGUAUUUCAAAUAUCCGCUAUUCCACUGAGAAUCGCAACGAAAAAAGGAGAUGAUAAUAAUGUUUUGGAAAGAGUCGAAAGCAAUGAGCUAGAGCGAAGCUCCAGAACUCGAAGAACGGAAAAUUCAAUUCCACUUGGAUGUGAAAGUGGAAGUACAUUUGGUUUGGCAAGUGUGCCACAUUGCCUUGUCACGGAUGCCGAAUACCACGCCGAUAUGAAAUUGUGCUUGGUGCAGCUUAUUCAUGUUCCUGGUAUGCCUGACGGGAGAAAAGGAUAUAACUACGUCGCACACAAUCAUUUUUUGUAUAAAGCUUACAACGCGACAAAUACUUUGAAGCUCGUUAAAUGCCCAACGCCUGUGCCGACAACUGAAAACACGAGAAACCUCUCAAUGCCAUCGAAACCUCUUGUUUCAAACACCACUUCAUCACCAAAUGACACCAAGUCAACACAAACAACAUCAAAACCGAACAUUUCAAACACCACACCUUCAUCGAAGCCUCCCGUUUCAAUUUCAAACAACGCAUCGUCGAAUACCACUGUUUCAAAAACUACAGCUACAAACGACACCAAGCCAACGUCGAUACCGAUAACAACAGGAACAACAAAAGCUACUUCGCAACAAAGUACAGAAUCACCAAAGCCGACCAUAGCUGCCAUUUAGCUACCCACGAAAGAACGGAGGAACAAAGAUGCAACUUUGAUGUCGACAGCAAAGAUCGAAGAGGAUGUUUAAGAGGUUUCAAUCUAUAACAUCCGCGAAAGAAACCUAAAUUACAAAGCUAGCUUCAUUGCAAAAAGAUAUGCGGAAAGACAUAUCCUGAAACGUCCUGUCUUGCCAGGGAUUGAAAAAAAAACUUGAACGAGGAGGAAAGUCAACUAUUUUUUAGCAUAGCCAUAGGGUAGGUUACAUGCGUAAAAAUAUAAUAUAAACAAAAAGCAUUGCAACAAUGAACAUUCAAAUUACAUAAGUAAAAACUAUGUAUUAUUAAACGAAAUUUUCAA
This is a messenger RNA of Dendronephthya gigantea, 1288 nucleotides long. RefSeq lists its product as uncharacterized. The transcript has 4 exons. The coding region runs from base 243 to 947 and encodes 234 amino acids. The record is from RefSeq and is a predicted model, not a curated record. Lineage: Eukaryota; Metazoa; Cnidaria; Anthozoa; Malacalcyonacea; Nephtheidae.